Tyto alba (common barn owl) is the source of this 4859-nucleotide messenger RNA. It is a transcript of the gene VEZT, whose product is annotated as vezatin, adherens junctions transmembrane protein. NCBI's taxonomy places the organism in Eukaryota, Metazoa, Chordata, Aves, Strigiformes, Tytonidae. The record is from RefSeq and is a predicted model, not a curated record. The transcript is spliced from 13 exons. Gene Ontology annotation, biological process: cell-cell adhesion. Gene Ontology annotation, molecular function: myosin binding. Bases 1944 to 4265 code for a protein of 773 amino acids. Gene Ontology annotation, cellular component: plasma membrane.
CUUCCCACCGCUCGGCCCUGGCCAUGGGGUCGAGGGCAAAGAUAGCAGAUCCGCUGUGAAGCUAAUAAACCCUGCUGCUAAGUCAGUGUCAUUCACGUAAAAGGUACAUUUCAGCACGCACUAACACUGGGAUGAAGGUGAUCCAAAGUCUGCUGUUCGAGUACAUUUCCUGCUUCCAGUUAAGCCAUUUGUCCUAUAUUUGAAUGAGCUUGUGCAAGUUUGGUUUUCACAUUCGAAUAGAAAUUCAAGCUAUGCUCACAGAAUCACAGAAUGGUUGUGGUUAGAAGGGACCUCUGGAACUCCUCUGGUCGAACCCCCCUCCUCAAGCAGGGCCAGCUGGAGCGAAGGACCAUAUCCAGACAGCUUUUGAAUAUCUCUAAGGAUGAAGUCUCCACAACCUCUCUGGGCAACCUAUGCCACUGCUUGGACACUCUCACAGUGAAAAAGUGUUUCCUGAUGUUCAGAGGGAACCUCCUGUGUUUCAGUCCCUGCCCUUUGCCUCUGGUCCUCUCCCUGGGCACCACUGAAAAGAGCCUGGCUCUGUCCUCUUUGCACUCUCCCUUUUGGUAUUUACACACAUUAAUGAGAUCCCUCCCCGAGCCUUCUCUUCUCCAGGCUGAACAGUCCUAACUCUCUCAGCCUCUCCUCAUGUGUGAGAUGCUUCUUCCUUCAGAUUCACCCAGACCGUUGUUGGAACCUAAUCCCAAAAAGUCUUCCUGACUGUGUCAGCUGUAUAAUUCUGGUGGAAAGAUUGGAGCUGACAUUUGUUUUCAAUUUGAAUGCUGUGUUUGGAGAAGAAAGUUAAUACAUGCAAGACUUUUCACCAGAAUACACUAAAAAAGGAGAUUUUGACACCCACAAUGUCAGACUACUACCACCUUAUAUAUUUUAAGGGCUUUUUCAUACACAAUGCUUGAAAUAUUAAGCCUUGCAUAUAGAAUUGUGUAAAACAUAGUACUGAACUGAUGUCAUCGCCAUAAACAUCUGUCUUUGUGUUUUGUUUUGUUUUAAUUUAAAUUAGGAAAGAAAACUUUCCUCACUUAAGACGUUAUUUUAAUUAACUCAUGAGUCUUGUGCCAUUCUUACAACCAGUUCUGUCCGUAUUAACCUUGCUACUAGCUAUUUCAGUACUAAUGGAAAUACAUGUUAAGGAAUAGCCCCACUGAAGGCUGGCUGAGUGUCAUGAUGGUAGUGUCACUGUUAAAUCUAAUCUUUUAUUCUAGAUCUAGGAGAUCUGAUCAUUAGUAUGGCUUCAGACUUUUAAAUUUGGGAUUUACUGUUUGUCCCAUUAGAAUUCUCAUACUGAAAAAUACAGUAUAAAUUGUGUAUGCGAUCUUCCCUGACUUCAAAUUUGAUUUUGUGCAAAGGGGAGAGCGAUACCAAAUUAACAAAAUGAGACUUUCUUUGGCUCAUCCAGCUGCAUCACCUUUUAGAAUCCAUACUAAUCUGUAUAUAAAAAAAAAAAACAGACUGGGGAUAAACACAAAGAGUAAAAAAUCUCAUGUCCAAAUUCAAAAGCUUAUAUCUAUGUAAAAUAUUGAACACAGCUCUACUGAACCUAGAAUUGGAACUCACAAACUCAGAACAAAGAUUUUGAACGUGUAACAGGUGCUUUCAUUUCAAGCCAGCCCUUGCUCAAGUAGUCAUCUUCCCAUCACUGGGGGGAAAUAUGCACAGGAAUUGGAUUACCCUUUGCAGAGUUUGGCAAGACAUGGUCUGCGUUCUUUGUCUUCUUGCUGUAGUGGAAGAAGCUAAUGUGAAAAACGAGCCCUAAAACCAGUGGAAAAGUAACUUUACAAGCAGCAUGCCAUCCUGAGAGAGAAAGGAAGCACCAAGGCUCAGCAGAGCUGGCAACUACAUGGCACUGGGUCUGGCUCAUGUGGGGAGGAGAAUUCCCCACUCUACCAGUAUCUGCAGGAUUUGGGACACACAGAUUUUGAAGUAUGUUCAUCUGUGUCGCAGAAGGCAGAGCAAUGUGCAGCAGCAGAAAGACAGAAAGAGCAGACUGUGCAUGCUGCCCAGAAAGCAUCCUGUCAAAACUAGUUGAGUUCUUUAGAAGUUGGUUUCCUUUUCUACAGUAUAAGAAAAAUGAUGACAUACUUCACCGACUGGAUGUUGGAUUUCGAUUUGACACGCUCCGUACCAUCCUGCAACAGGAAGUUCUGCUGCAGGAGGAUGUGGAACUGAUUGAGUUCCUUGACCCCAGUAUCCUGUCUGCAGGGCAGUGUAAGCAACAGGAAAACAGACAGCUUCCAACGCUACGCUCCCUAGCAACUCCUAAUAUUUGGGAUGUCUCGCUGUUUCUUGCCUUUGUAAGUGUACUGCUUAUGCUUCCUUCGUGGUGGAAGGAAUCAUCGUGGCUGCUGUGGGGACUAGUUCUGCUUGUCUAUGCAGUCUUUCGAGUGUGGGGCACAUGGAGGACAGCCAAGCUGCAAAUGUCCCUGCGAAAAUACUGUAUCCAGCUGGAAGAAACGGUGGCGAACAGCCGAGCUUUUACUAAUCUCGUGAGGAAAGCUCUGCGACUCAUUCAAGAGACUGAAGUAAUUUCUAGAGGAUUUACCCUUUUGCUUGACAGGGUCAGUGCCGCUUGCCCAUUUAAUAAAGCUGGACAGCAUCCUAGUCAGCAUCUUAUUGGUCUCCGGAAAGCUGUUUAUCGAUCUGUCAGAGCCAACUUUCGCGCUUCAAGACUGGCUACUCUAUACAUGCUGAAAAACUACCCUCUGAACUCAGAGAGUGACAACGUGACCAGCUACAUCUGUGUAGUCCCAUUUAAGGAGCUGGGUCUGGGACUGAGUGAAGAGCAGGUCUCUGAAGAGGAGGCACACAAUCUCACCGAUGGCUUCAGCUUGCCAGCGCUCAAGGUCCUCUUUCAGCUCUGGGUAGGGCAGAGUUCAGAAUUCUUCAGGAGGCUAGUGCUCCUCCUCUCCCCAGCCAACGCGUCCCCCAAGCCCUUGGUCUCCCCUGAGCGGCUGCCUCAUCAUAUCUUGUCUGAUGUGACUCAAGGCCUACCUCAUACACACGCUGCCUGCCUAGAGGAGCUUAAGCGAAGCUAUGAGUUUUAUCGGUACUUUGAAACUCAGCAUCAGUCGGGUUUUGAAUGGCCAACCAGAACAAAGCAGAAGUCGAGAGAGCUGAACAGUCUUCAGACAGCGGUACGCAGCUUGCAGCUUCAUCUCAAGGCACUGCUCAAUGAGGUAAUAAUUCUUGAGGACGAACUUGAAAAACUUGUUAGCACUAAGGAGACACCUGAGUUGACAAUAGAAGCCCAUCAGGUUCUGGAACAAAAACUAAAGUAUAUUCAGCCUCAUAUCCAGGCAAGCAACAGCUGCUGGGAAGAAGCCAUUUCUCAGGUGGAAAGAAUGGGUGGAAGAAACCCAAAUAAAAAAGGCAAAAUUGAAGUUUCCUGUGACAACCUACAGCGUACUACCGUACCUUUAACACAGCCUGCCAUAUACAUAGAAAACAAAGAUCCAAUCCCUGAAGAGCAGGAACUGGAAGCAUAUGUUGAUUAUUCAGAUACCGAGAAUGAAUACAAAAGGGAAGAUUUUUACUGCUUUUCCCAGGAAGAAAGAGAGAGACAAGAACGAGAGAGACAAGAAUCUAAAAGGGUGUUACAAGAGUUGAAAUCUGUACUGGGAUUUAAAGCGUCAGAAAUAGAAAGGCAGAAAUGGAAACAGCUGCUAUUCAGCGACCAUGCUGCAGUGAAACCCUUGUCUCCUGUAGAACCACUGAAGCUACUAAAUAAUUUGGAAUCACAUACAAAUUCAGAUCCAGAAAAGCAGGACUGCAGCCAAAAUUGUGAUCAAUCUGAAGAAAAAGACUCUAAUCCAAAAAUGAAUGCUACUGAUAAAAGCAGGACAGAAUAUUUGUAUGAAGAUCCUGAGAUGGAGAAAACCAAAGACAGUACUGCUGAUGAAGGUAUUUCUACAGGGGCUGAAGAAAGAGUGUGUUAUCAGCAUAAAGAGGAAGUUGAAGAACUGAAGCCAAGCAAUAUGGAUGGAGCAGAGGUUUCACAGUCUCUUUCUAAGGAUGAAUUACAUUCAAAAAUCAAGCAUAGGCUGGCCCAGCUCCACAUAUCAACAGAUUUAAACUUCACAUCUGGCCUGGCUGCACAAGUUGCUGCCAGGUCUUUCACUUUUACUACAAUGCAAGAAGAGACUUUUGGAGAUGAGGAGGAGGAGGAAGAGAAGACACAGGAGUGUGAAGACCUUGUGGAGGACUGUGAGAAUGAAGGCAGAGGCUCUGAAAGUGAAGGAAAAGCAUAAGUCUGAACUGAACUUUGUUAAACCAACAGCAGGCAAUUUGAUGGAAAAAACUAAGGUGGGGGUUUGAAGAAAAUACUGGAUGGAAAAAAAGGAGACCCAAAUAUAAUACAUCUUGUUCCCUAAGUCUGAUACACUAAAUAAGACUUCUAAGUAUAUUGAAAAUUUGCAGGUAAGAGAAGUUUAGGCUGCAUCCAAGAAAUAGUUGGCUGUUCCCUUUUUUUAAGAUCCUUGUGGUGGGUUUUGGAAUUUACCUUUCUGUUUUCUGUUUUAUUUAUUUAUAUUAUAAUGUAUUGUGGGGUUUUUUUUGUUUCUAAAAAGAAGGAAAAACAGUAUCUUGAAUUACAGCAGACUCUGGUAUUUUUGCUCUCUGAUUCUGUUGUCAUGGUAUCAAUGUUUGUUCCAACAAAAAAGCCAGGACAUUUCUUUUGGAAGAACCUGAACUGUUUCCUGUGAUCUUCCCCCACCAUUUUCGUUUCACUACUUGUGUCUGCAGUGUGUUGGAUAAGACACCGUAGGCAUUUGUGAUUCUGUGUCUAGUGAUGUUGCUCCCAACUAAAAUGUAGAAUUUUAAAUAAAAACUUGAAAGAGCUAGUA